AUGCUUCAAAACGAUGUCCUUCAUCAAUCUUCUUGUGUUGAUACACCAGCUCAAAAUGGUGUUGCAGAACGCCACUUAAAAAAUCGCCACUUACUACUUGCUUCCUCGUUAGGUGGUUCACGUAACAUUCCCUAUACUAUUCUUUUCCCUUCAAAAGCACUUUUGUUUCAAAUCCGAAGAAGUGUGUCCCUUGGCUACUCUCGAGUUCAAAAGGGCUCGAUGUUUCUCUCCUCUCUUAAUCGUUAUCUCCACCUUUCAGGAAUCGAUUCUAUACUCCAUCCCACUUGCCUCUCUCUUCAUGCUGGUGUACCCUCCCGCUUCGGCUUCGGCUCGGCUCCUGUGCCACCACCCUUGUCUCGUGUCUACACAAGACGUUCCAAGGAGACCAAUAUCACCAUCCCAGAUUUCGGCCCUCCAGUGUCUGCUUUGUCUUCAGAUCCUGUGUCGAGCAUCUCUCAUCCUGAGCUUCCACCUCUCUCCAACUCCGAGACACCUCCUGUUCCUGAUCCAGAUCCUUCACUUGACUUGCCCAUUGCUCUUCGCAAAGGCAAACGCAGUUGCACCCAUCCUAUUUCCUCAUUUGUUUCUUAUAACCACCUUUCCCCUGCCUCUCGUGCCUUUGUCUCUUCUUUAGAUCUUAUUUCCUUACCUAAGACCCUUCAUGAAGCUUUAACCCACCCGGGUUGGCGUGCUGCUAUGGAAGAGGAGAUGGCGGCCCUUGACCGGGCUGGCACUUGGACCUUAGUGGAUCUACCGGUAGGAACGAAAGCUAUUGGCUGCUAUGCUCAGACCUAUGGUGUUGAUUACUCUGAAACUUUCUCCCCUAUUGUGAAACUUUCCUCCGUUCAUCUUUUCAUCUCUAUGGUGGCAACCUAUGGCUGGGAUCUCCAUCAAUUGGAUAAAAAGAAUGCUUUUUUACAUGGUGAUCUUCUUGAAGAAGUCUAUAUGGAGCAACCACCAGGCUUUGUUGCUCAGGGGGAGCGUGGAAAAGAAACUGGAAAGUUAGGGGUUGCGCCAAACAGUUUUCCUAUGAUUUAUAAUCUACUCCUUGAUGCCGAUGGAAGCAUACCAUCUGAGAAUCCCGUUGAUGCUGCUAAGAGCAAGCCAUUUGAGAACCCGGAGAGGUAUCGAAGAUUGAUUGGAAAACUGAAUUAUCUUACUGUGACCCGUCCUGAUAUCACCUAUCCAGGGUCUCUAGGUUGUGGGAUAUUAUACAAAAAUCAUGGUCAUACAGAUAUUGAGUGCUUUUGUGAUGCUAAUCAUGGUGGUUCAAAGGCCACAAGAAGGUCUACUACAGGAUAUUGCGUCUUUGUGGGAGGAAAUUUGGUGUCCUGGAGGAGCAAGAAGCAGAAUGUGGUGUCACGAUCAAGUGCAGAGGCAAAAUAUAGAGCUAUGGCAUAA
Molecule: messenger RNA, 1401 nt
Organism: Neltuma alba
Lineage: Eukaryota; Viridiplantae; Streptophyta; Magnoliopsida; Fabales; Fabaceae
Exons: 4
Coding region: 1-1401 (466 amino acids)
Source: RefSeq, a predicted model, not a curated record